CAGUAAUAAAUAUGGCUGGCUGUGUUUUGGUAUAGCGGUAACCAGCGGUAACCUCAUGUGAAAUAAGUUAUAAAUAUAUACUCUAAAAAAAAUAGAUUAAUAUGAUAUCCUAUACUAGUACGUUUAUUUUCAAAGUUCAAUUUAGUUUAUGUUCAGUGUUUAGUAAACUACGUAUUAUAGGAGGACGACGAACAGUAAUAACAGCUGCUGUGAAAGAGGUUCAAGAUAUAGAUAUCGCACCUUUUCGUGUAUUGGAAUCAUAUCCCCCGAACCAUAAUGCACGUCAUUUAAAUCGAAUUUACACAGUGCCGUCAGAUGUUACAAAAUUAUUAAGAAAUGAACUACCAAAGGAAACAGUAAAGAGAGUUGACAUUUUUAGAGAAUUUGGCAUUCUGGUUAGAAAACCUGCAAUUGAAUUAAUAUCAUAUCUGGAACAAACAGAUUAUACAAAACCUGUAAACAGAUAUGUCUUAUAUGGUAAAACUGGUGUAGGAAAAUCAACAACAUUGGUGCAUUUAGUUCAUUAUGGUCUUGCAAGACAGUUUAUUGUUAUUCAUUUACCAUGGAUUUGCAAUUGGUACAAGUUCCCAAAGGAUAUUGCAGAAUCUCCCCUGAUACCAGGUCAAUUAGAUUUACCUCAAAAUGCAGCAAUAUGGUUAAAAUAUUUUUCUACUUUAAAUCAAUUAACAUUAUCAAAAUUUGAUCUAAAAGUUUCUAAGGAUUAUAACUGGUCUCAACGAGAAAGUACAAAAGCUGGAGAGUCACUUAUUAGUCUUAUUGAAUUUGGAAUACAGCGAACUAAAUUUGCUUGUGGAGUUGUCAGUGCAUUAAUAGAUGAACUUAAGGCAGCUAGUACAGCAGGAAAAUGUAGAACACUAGUUGUUAUAGAUGGUUUUAAUUCAUUUAUUUCUAAUUCUACAUCAAUACGUGAUGAAACACGUAAAUAUGUACCACCUGAAAGGAUAUCAUUAACAGCACCAUUUUAUAAUAGUGCAGAGUAUAAUUGGUGUAAUGGUGCUGUAAUUUUGUCAGUGGAUAUAAGAGCAACUAGGGAUAGAACAGAAUCUAUUUAUCCAAAAUAUUUACUUGAUAAAAAGGGAUUUGAGCAUUUAGAUCCUUUUCUCCCUAUGAAUGUUGAAAAUUAUACUGUAGAUGAGUUCAAAAAUAUUGUAGAAUACUAUGAAGACCGAAAAUGGAUUAGAAAAUUUAGUCCUCAAGGACAAAGAGAAAUAGAAUUAUUAACUAACAAAAAUCCACUCGAUGUCUGGGUUCGUUGUAAACCAUUAUAGGAUAUAUUGUUUAUAAAUAAACAUUAUUACUAAGAAAUUUA
Osmia bicornis bicornis is the source of this 1330-nucleotide messenger RNA. It is a transcript of the gene mRpS29, whose product is annotated as 28S ribosomal protein S29, mitochondrial. The coding region runs from base 102 to 1289 and encodes 395 amino acids. Gene Ontology annotation, molecular function: structural constituent of ribosome. The record is from RefSeq and is a predicted model, not a curated record. Gene Ontology annotation, cellular component: mitochondrial ribosome; mitochondrial small ribosomal subunit. Gene Ontology annotation, biological process: apoptotic process. Lineage: Eukaryota; Metazoa; Arthropoda; Insecta; Hymenoptera; Megachilidae. The transcript has 6 exons.